Molecule: messenger RNA, 19051 nt
Organism: Malaya genurostris
Lineage: Eukaryota; Metazoa; Arthropoda; Insecta; Diptera; Culicidae
Gene: Pten
Product: GATA zinc finger domain-containing protein 7
Exons: 9
Coding region: 2253-4952 (899 amino acids)
Biological process (GO): cell motility; phosphatidylinositol 3-kinase/protein kinase B signal transduction; regulation of phosphatidylinositol 3-kinase/protein kinase B signal transduction
Cellular component (GO): plasma membrane; cell projection; nucleus
Molecular function (GO): protein tyrosine/serine/threonine phosphatase activity; phosphatidylinositol-3,4,5-trisphosphate 3-phosphatase activity; protein tyrosine phosphatase activity
Source: RefSeq, a predicted model, not a curated record
AAAACGUUGUAUGAGCGAGAUUUAGCAGAGCCAAGCAGAAUUACUUUACUACGCCAGUAGCGAACAUCAGAGCCAGUGUCGAGUUUUUCCUCUGCGGACGGGUCGCGAUAUACCUAUACUUACCUAGGUAACAAAGUGGAUGCAAAGAUUUUCCGAUCGGUCGACAUUAAAUUUUCUUUCUGUGGUCAGAUUUUAUACCACUAAUGACGAGAGUAAUGGUUGUGCAGUGCGGAACACAUUUCGCGAAGUGAAACGGUGCCCGAACUUGGCAACAAUUUAAGCUGGAAGUGCCCGAAAGCGGUGGAGUUGAAAAUUUCAAGGCCUCCACCCGUUCGGGAUCGAGUGAUGAGAUUGAAGAUCUUGCGGCUGCAGAAACGACAACUACAGGAAAUGUUCGGUUUCAAGCACAGAACGCCGAGUGUGUCAUUAUUGAAAUGUCAAUACCCAGUUGACAUGAGGAGUUACGAUCAUUAGCGAGAUCAGCACCAGUAGCAGCAGCAACAGCAGCAGCAGGUUCAUCUCUUUCUAAUUUCAGUAUGCAAUAGAAACCGACUUAAGCAUCUCAUAGGAACUGAGAAACUAGUUUUUCGAACAAACAAACACUAGUACUUGGAUAGUAGUACUCAUACUACUAGAGGUAGUAGUAGUAGUAGGAAUAAUAGUGAUUGGUUGCAGCAGUAAUGGUACUCGCAACGACAGUGUUGGUAAAAAAAGGUGCUUAAGGAAUAGUCAUACUGACUGCUCUACCGUAAUCCAAGUAAAGCCACCACCCAAAGCUCCCCCAGGAUCUACCUGGAGGAUAGAGGCAGAUUACGAAGUUAUCGACGAAAUAAUGCUUCAAUAUACUGACAUCCGCCAGUGACUCCCAUCGAACCAUCUCUAUCCAGCUAUCUUUACAUCGAGUGGAUUGGGUCCGGGAAAGGCUUUAAGUGGACUGCAAAACCGAAUAGAGAAAGAAGGAAAGAAAAAAAAACCUUAUGGAAAAAAGGUGAGAAGAAGUGGCAUGGCAUCGCUGCGAUGGAAGUGUGUUGAUGCGGAGCCUGUGCUGUACGAUUUGAGCCGGUAUAAGUAAGCGCGUUGGUUGCACUUUCCGGCUGUCGAUUGGUUUCGCUCUCUUCCUCUCCGUCUCUCUCGGGCACCGCAGAAGAAGCAGCAGCAGCAGCAAUGGGUGUGUGUAUGUGUUUGCGUCAGUGCAGUAGCAAAAAGUAGUUAACCGGGCCCGAACGGUUCAGGACUGAGUGAAGUAGUGCAUCAUGAACGAUCGGCGGUAGAAGGUAGCUCUUGGAAAACCGGUAGUUCAGUUCAGCGAAGUUCUCGGUUGUGAGAGGAAGUAAUGUAAUGAAUGCAAUUAUUAAUUCCGUAUCAGCAGUAGUGUUGGUUAGUAGUGGAAUUGAUAGAGAGAGAGAGACCCCGUUGCCAUUGAUGGAAGAAAACAGCAGUGAGCUCUGAUCCUGGCAGCGAAAAAAGUGUUCUAUUGUCACCGCAGCAACCAAUCGAGUCGAGUGUGUCGAGUGCCUCAGUGUUCCUCUCGGAACGAAAGUUACUGAUAGCACCGUCUGAAAUAUAUUGUGUGUGCUCUCCGAAUGUCUCUAGAUUCCCUGCUGGAUGAGCGAAGAGGAAAAAAAAGGGAAGGAAUAAACUGUCUGCGCCCAGUGUUGAGUUUGCUUCGUGCAAAUGUGCCCGGUAGUGCAUUGGAAAGUGGUUACUGAUGGGAGCUAUUGAGAGUAUUAGUGUUACAAGGAUCAAGUGUGGCACAUCGUUGAACCCAUCGGCAGUUCUGUGCUCAACAGUUGCCGUCGCCGCCGCCGCUACCAUCACUGCCAACAGUCGACUCUGUCGGUACAUCGCACCGCCGUACUUUCUCCGUGCGGGUCCAAACCGAGGUGUCAAGUGUCGUUAUUGUGACACCGUCGUCAGUGCCGGUGAUUGCCCUGAGAAGUGUGCAGGUCAGUGGGGCCGAUAAAACGCACGAGAUAGAUAGGAUAGAGAGAUAGAUAGCCUAGCUAGCUGGAGGCGCGCGUAGAAGCAGAAGAAAAAGCAGUAGUCUAUGCAGUUAGAUAGUGCCAUUCAGUGGUCCAAACGCGGUCCGUACACCUCCACCUGGAAGCAGUGAUCAGUGCGCUCGUGUGCCGUGUGGGUGAUUUUACGGCUUUGCUCGUGUUUUGCUGUGAGAAUUUCCCGGUGCGGAGAUCCCAAACAUUGGGAGGUCACGGCCGUACUUCGUCGUCAAGUUGCGGAAACUCCGAGCAUACAUGGCUAACAACCUCUCGACGACCAAAAUGACCAAUCCGAUACGCGGGCUCGUCAGCAAGCACAGGAGACGCUACACCCAGGAUGGGUUCGAUCUGGAUCUCACAUACAUUAACGAUCGGAUCAUCGCCAUGGGCUACCCGGCGGAGAUGCUGGAAGGAAUCUACCGCAACAAGAUCGAGGACGUGCAGAGGAUGCUAGAUAAGAACCACGCGGGACACUACAAAGUCUACAACCUCUGCUCGGAGCGAAGCUACAACCACGAGCGCUUUCCGUACUACUCCGUGUACCCUUUCAAGGACCACAACCCACCGGAUAUCGAGUUGAUCAACUCGUUCUGCAAAGACGUUGACGAAUAUCUGCAAGCGGACAGCAGAAAUGUCGUAGCCGUGCACUGCAAAGCCGGCAAAGGACGAACAGGUACCAUGAUAUGUUGCUACCUGCUGUACAGUCGGAUGUUCGGCACGGCCGACGAGGCACUUCACUACUACGGACAGCGGCGCACCAGGGACAGCAAGGGUGUUACGAUUCCGUCCCAGCGUCGAUACGUGGAAUAUUACGCGACUUUGUUGCGAAGCAAUGAAUCGUAUCGGCCGGUUACGUUAUACAUCUGUGAAAUCCGGUUGAGCCCAGCGGUCAACGUCAAGGAGGGUACGAUCAACGUUACGGGCAAAAGUCCGCAACCGUUGCCGGAGUUUAAGCGCAUCGACGACCAAACGGUGGCAAAGCUUGACUACUGCAUGCCCCUGGCCGGUGACGUCAAGAUCGAAUUCACCAAGAGUUUGGUUCUGCGGAAGGAGAAAAAAUGUCACUUCUGGGUCAAUACGUACUUCGUGGAGAAGUCAGCCAAGAGUGAUGCCGAAGGAAAUCUGUUUCUAACGCUCUGCAAAACGGAAAUCGACGACGUCCACAAGGAUAAGGAUCACAAGGAGUAUCCGAAUAAUUUUACGGUCACACUGGUCCUGCGAAGGGUACCGACGGGCAAAUAUUCGGAAAGUGUCAGCCUGAAAAAAUGCCAUUCUCCGACGGGCGUUACAAACUCUCCGCUCAUCAAGUGCGACAUGGACAACAAUCGGCAGCCGCAUCCGCAACACCAGCUGCAGCAGCAGUUGCAGCAAAUGUUGCAGCACGGUCAGCACCCACCUUCCGUGCACAAGCCGCUAAACAGUGAUCCGAACUGGUCGGCGAUAUUCAAGAAUCAAAUCAGCUACAACGAAACCAAUCAUGACUCGUUGCCGUCGGUUGGUUUCCGGAAUGACCAGCACAAUGAUCAUCACCACAAUCAACAGCACCAGCGGCCCGGUUUGAUAUCACCCCAGCAGAACAACCACCACUCGAAGCAACCAAUUCUAAUGCCACAACAACAGCAACAGCAGCAACCACAACAACAACAACAACAACCGCUCGCCUUCCAAAUAAUGCAUGCCAGCAGUAAUCAGCAACCGCAGUAUCUGGACGAAAACCUACACUGUCUGGAGUUCUCGGAAACCUCCAGCUCGGAAUCGUCGACCGAGGAGGAAGGCUGGGAUUCCGGGUCCACAACCGACGGCAUCCGUCACCAUCACCACAACUCCAUUGCCACCACAACAACCCACGACAGCAACAUCGGUGUCGACCGGAACAACGGUCACAAUCAACCGGUUGUCAUCCAUCAACAGCUGGCCGGUAAUCAUCUUCAUAACUCUCACGAUGGCGGUGGCAUGAGUCGGUCAUCACUGCUGCUGCCGCCGCCACAACCGCCGUUGGUGGUGGCUGCCGAAGCGCUAAAAACGCCCGUCAACACAAAAUCGCCCAUUAAAAAAUCGGCCUCGGCGGUGGAAGCGGUGGUCACCAGUGCCGCCCAUAAAAUCAACAGCAAACUGCGACGAAUGUCGACCAACGCGAUCUUUAGCUUUAGUGCUUAUAACAGUAAUAACACUAACUGUAAGUCUAACAUUAAACCUAGUACUAGUAGCAGUGUUAGCGUUAGUAGCAAUAAAUGUGAUAUUUUCAAUCCAUUGUCGUCGCGGCCAAAUGACCAGCAACAACAACAACAACAACAACAGCCAAACGGCGGUGGCAAAGGGUCAAACCCUUCGAGUCCGCUCGCAAGUCCAACCAAACUGGUUGGCCGUAGCAUUAGCAAUGAUCCGACCGCUGCCGGCACGACCGACGGUGGACUUCUCGGUAGCAGCACUGCCGAAGAACCGAGACGAGAUUCGCUACCCAUUAUCGGUGGUCUGCUGUCGUCGUUUUCGUCCUCCUCGGUGUCAUCCUCGAACUCAUCCUCGCUUUCGUCGUCCACUUUCGGAAUGGGGGCAGGCAAUGCCGGCCACGGUCCGAUUCCGAUUCCCAAAACCAACAAACUGAAGAGUUUGUUCUCCGUUAGCUCCUGCUAUGGCAAUGGGUUCUCCGGUAGGGAUCCCGACGACGACGACGACGACCACGACAACACUGAAAAUGGUGACGGUACAAAACGUGGCGGCGGCUCUGUGGUGGACAACGGUGGUAAUGUUGACGAUCACGACGACAACGACGACGACGGUGACACGGGGCACGUCGUCGAUGUUGGCAGCGGCGGCGGCGGCGGCGGCGGAGGUGGUGUUGACCAGCUACGCAAGCUGGUCGGUGGCUGUGCCAGCAACAGCGACAGCGGUCGGAGUAGUACCGAGAUUGCAACCGAGUACCCCGCCGACAAUGGCUGCCUGAAAGAUCUGGUUUAGGUUUGUUUCCGUUUUAUUUUUUUGAGGUGGUGUUUCUUUCGUUGCCCGUGUUUGACUUGUUUCGUCACUCUGACUACUGCAGUGCCGUAGGAUUAUUGUUUGGCCAUUAACGCGGUCCGUUCUAAAACACGGAAAUCCAUCACUUUGAAAAGCAAUUCGAAAAUAGUUGCACCAACGUUAUUUUUCCAAUAUCGUGAAUAAAGUUGGUACCCUCGUUGUGUGAAAAAAUAUUGCGUCUAGAAGCAAGCUUCCAGUGUUUUACUAUCUUGAUAAAAAAGUUCCCGGAAUUAAUUCAGAAAAUUCAAAAUACAAGAUUAUUCAUCAAAAUGAUCCUGUCCCCUUCAAAGUACUCUCCAUCGACUGCAGCACACUCAUGCCAGGCGCUUGAUCCAACCCCCGAAACAUUUUUUUAUAUUCAGUUUUCGGUAUGGCCAUCAGCAGUGGUGGUAAAUUGCGAACCGAACGCCGAUGCUUCUGAAAAUUUACUCAAAAAUGUUCACCGAGCGUAAGCAUGCGAUAGGUUCGAAAACUAUUCCCUCGGUUAAUGCGAAGGUGUUCUGUGCUCGGUGUUCGGCGAAGCAAUCUGAUUCGAACCGUUCGGUUGGCGGACCAUCGGCGAGGGCCGAGUAAACUGCGUUCGAUACGAUGGUUUGUUGAUUUCAGUUCUCGCAUCCUGGUUUUGAAAUUAUCAAUGCACACGUGAUCAGCUCAAAAAGAAAUUCUUUUGCUCGAUUGAUAGAACGAUCAAAAGCAAUUGAAAUGGCAUUAUUUUGGACAUUAUCAGUGUGUGUGUAGGGUGGCUCGAUAUGGAAAAUAGUAAGUUUUGGAUCUUUUGCAAAUUUUAUAGUUUUGGUUAUAGAAUCUAUAACAAUAAGAAUUGAAUAUUUUGGAACAUUUCAGCAAUCGUAGAGUGGCUCAAUAUGAAAAGGGAUUUUUUUUACUCUUGCAAAUUCGAUGUUUAAUAAACUGGUGAGUCAAUAGCAAAGAAAAUUAAGUAAUUUCAGGUAUUUUCAACGAGCGUAUUUAAAUUUGAUGUUCUAUUGAUUGUUGAAUCAAUAGCAGUUCAACUUGCAUAAUUUUAGACAUUUUCAGAGAGCGUAGAGUGGCGAAAUUUGAUUUUUUUUAUUUUUUUUACUAAUUCGAUGAUUUAUUAAAUAGUAAAAAAUCUUUGGAAAUUAUCUGCCACCGUAGGGUUUUUCUAUUCGAAAAAUUGUAAAAUUUUUGACUAAUAUCAAAUCGAUGGUUUGUUGAUUGUUGGAUCAAUAGCAGUUCGAAUUGAAUAAUUUUGGGCAUUUUCGGUGAGUGUAGGAUGGCGCAAUAUGAAAACUUGUAAAUAUUUUGACUUCUGCUGAUAAAAUGUUUCAUUUAAUAGUGAAUUAAUAACAAUUACAAAUUGCUCAUUUUUUAGAUUUUCAGGGACCAUAGGAUGGUUCUAUCUGUAUAAUGGUAAUGUUUUUGACUAAUGUCAAUUCGAUGCUCUAUUGAUUGAUGAAUUAAUAGCAGUUCAAAUAAGAUGAUUUUCAUGAUGAUGAUAGGAACAUUUUCAGCGAUCGUAGGGGGGUUUAAUAUAAAAAUUUGAAAAUAUUUUGAUUUUUGGUAUUUUAAUGUUCAAUAGAUGAGCGAAUCAGUAGCAGGUAGAAUUGGAUGAUUUUGGACGUUUCUAGCGAGCGGGCGACGUUUGUUAAUUUUGGAUAUUCUCAGCGAGCGCUGGAUGGCUUAAUAUAGACAUUGCAAUUUUUAAACUAUUUACAAUUUCAUGCCAGCGGUAAUGCGGGAACCGAGCACCAAUGGUUUAUACAUAUUUGUUUAGAAAUGUUUUUCUAGCAAAAAUAUGCAAAAGCUGUUCAUUCGGUUUAUGGUAAAGUUCGCUUGUUGUUCGGCGGAGCAAUAUGUACCAAACCAUUCUGUUGGCAGACCAUCGGCGAAGGUAAAUUGAGCUCUAUUCGAUGCGUAGUUUUAUUAUUUAUGGUUCGAUGAAACGCCUACCUACAGCAUCAAAACUAAAUUCUAUUUCAGUUGAUGAACAAAGCAAUAGCGCGGUAAAAAUUACAAUCAAAAUCACAGGCACUUCGACGAUUUGCAUGUUUAAAUCCGAUGGUUCACCACCACUACUAUUUAUAUAUUAAUCAAUACAGCAUCCGAUUUCGAAAAAUAGUUCACAAUUUCUCAUAUAAAGCUGCCUUACCACCGAACAAAAUACUUAAAAUUCUAAUAUUCCAAUUGCUAUCUAUUAAACAUUGAAUUAGCAAAAGGUAAAGUAUUCCCAAAUUUUUGUAUUAAGCCAUUCCACGCCCACAAGAUAUGUAUAAAAUUAUUCUAUUCGAAUUUAAUUCAUUCAUCAAUCAAUAAAGCAUCGGAUCUGCAAAUUCAAAUACUAACAUUUUUCAAAUAGGACCUAUUGAUUCACCAAUUAAUAGGACAUUGAAUCGACAUUACUCAAAAAUUUUAAAAUUUUCCGAAUAGCACCACCAUACGCUCGUCGAAAAUGCAGAAAAUUAUCAAAUUUACAUUGCUCUUGAUUCACUAUUAAAUGAAAAAUGAAAUCAGCAAAAGUCUACAUAUAUGCAAAUUUUCAUAUUGCACCAGCCUACGCUCGAUAAAAAUUUAAAAAAUUAUCAACAGACCAUCGAAUUAGUCUAAGAUACAAUUUCUGUCGAUUUUUCAAAUAGAACCACCCUACGGUCGCUGAAAAUGUCCAAAAUUGUUAAAUUUUAAUUGCUUUUGAAUUAAUAUUUAAUUAAACAUCAAAUUAGCAAAAAUCAAAAAAAUUACAAAUUUUCAUAUUGCGCCACCCCCGUUUGCUGAAAAUGUAAAACAUUAUCCAAUUCGAACUGCUAUUUAUUCACUAACCAAUAGAGCAUCGAAAUGACAUUAGUCAAAAAAAUUUCUAUUUUCUAUAUACAGAGGCACCCUACGCUCAUUGUAAAUACCCAAAAUUACUCAAUUACCGUACGCUCGCUGAGAAUGUAUAAAAUUACCAUACACUGCUAAGCUACCCACACACUGAAACGUACAGCCGCAGCUGACAAAGUUCGGUUCAUCCGAAGCAACAGCCUAUAGUACUCAAAUCGAAUGUUCAUGAACAUACUAGUAACGAUAGGUUCACAAAACAAAGGAAUCGGUUCUUUCACCAUCAGCAUCGCUUCUUGGUUCGGCGAUGCUUGCUCGAACGAUGGUAUCGGCAAAUUCAUACUCGCGAUGGUGGUUCGCUUUUUGGUUCGGAACGAACACGUUUUGCGUGUUCGGAAUCGAUGCUUUACCACCACUGGCCAUCAGAGCCAUCUGCGAUUUUUCCGUAAUCUCAUUUCGGGUGCUGAAACGCAUUUCACGGAGCGGUUUCUUGAGUCGACCGAAUAGGAAAAAGUCACACGGAGCCAAAUCAGGUGAAUCCGGUGGUUGCGCGAUGUUGUUCGUUUCGUUUUUAUCCAAAUGUUCACGGAUAACGAUGACAUUGUGUGACGGUGCGUUAUUGUGGUGCAAAAUCCAUGAGUUUUUUCUUUUAUUAAAUUUUUUUAUUCAGGUCAAUUUGCGUACAAGCUUUUUACGUGGCCGAAUGAGUCAUGUUUUUAUUAGAUAAAUAAUUUUUUUUACCGUUAGAUCUCGUUGUCACCCUUUUUCUAGGGGGGAGAGGAGCUUCCAUUUUUAUAUUGCGAUAAUUGAGGGGCACUUUGUCCGUGGCUUGUCGCUGCACAGUGAUGCCUCUUCAUACAAAAGUUGGCAAAAACCAUAAAUACGUCGAUAAACGUCAGCUGGAUGAUUUUUUAUUAAUAAUUUGAGGUCUCUGAAUAUAUUUUCAUCUUGAUAAUGUAUGAAAAAAUAUUCGAUCCACCUAAAAGUGACAUGAUGCUCCUUUCGCUAUGGACCGGAAAAUGACGACUUUUUUAAAAUAAAUUAACUUGUGUAUUUUUAUUUAUUUCGUGAUUGAUUGGGAGCUUUAACUAAUGUUUCAAAUAAUGAUUAAACCUGUGAUGAAAAUGUAUACACAGAGAAAAAAAACUUUUCCUGAUAUCUUGAAAAUAUCAAUUUUCUCCAGAAGGGCUUAUCUUAAUAUUUUUUUUCUGAUAUGUUGUAACAUACAACUGAUGUAGUUUAUUGCACUAUGAUUGAAGAUGGGAGAGUAAUAAACAAAAAAGUGCGUUUUUUUUGUUUAUAACAAAAAUGCUAAUUUUUGGAAAACGCUCUGCAUUUUGCAUUUUUUAAGUUUUUCGACUUUAUGAAAGAACACAAACACAAGUACAAACUAAAAUUUGGUUGAAUAUUAACGCUUUACUAAUAAUAGUGGAUUUUUAUUAUGUUACAGUUUUUUAUUAAAUUAUGUAAAAUGAAAAAAUACGAAAAAAAUGACGCUGAGCAAACAUGCUUAGUUUGCUUAGUUUUAGUGGUUCGAAUAUGGGAAUUUUUAUAUGGAUUACAAGAAAGUUCCGGAGAACAUAAAAAGUGCAUGUGCAUGUGGGAUCAACGGGGCGCUAUUUAUUAUGAGCUACUCAAUUGCGUUUGGACAGAGCAUUGCAUGAAAAGUGGACGCAAUAUGAAGAUCUUCAUGGCAUAGUAUUUUUGCUUCAUGACAAUGCAAGACUCCAUGCUUUGAAAGUUGUAGAAGUUUUUUUUUAUAAUCGCUGCAAUGAAAAGUUCUGCCCAGCCGCCAUUUUUACCUGACAUUGUUCCAUACGGUUACCAUUUGCUCCAAUCCAUGACACAUGACUUGUCAGGUCAGUUUCAAAAACUACGACACCACCAAAAAUUGGAUCGAUUCAUUUGUCGAAUCUGAGGAAAAGGAAUUUUUCAAACGUGGUAUUCGAGUCUUAGUGGUGGUAUAUAACGAUGGACUAUACUUUGAAAAACGAUGGACUAUACAUUGGAAAACGGUAUGUUAUAAAUAAUCUGAUUUCAUUUAUCAUAAAGCCGUUUAUUUAAAUUUUACUGACACCGACUUCAGUUACAAAAGUCUGGCCCAUGUUUCUGUUCUGUGAUUUUCAUCGUCGACCCCGCAAACUAUUGAAAAUAACCUUCAAGGUGCAGAAAUGUGCAAGAUCGCAUAGUGGUUUCUGAAAAGUAGAGAAAAAAUGCUAUAAAAUCAAAUACAAUUGAACAGUGGCAGCCCUUUCCUACCUAUAUAGGACUCUAAUCGCAAAACAUCGUCAUUGCGCCAUAUAUUUUGUAUGGAAGGAUGAAAAGAAAGUUUACAAUACCCUAUCGUUGAGAGGAUAGGGUGAGAUUAUUUCUUAUUCAAAAAUUUUUAUACUUUGAACUGUAAUCCUUCACUUAUCUGAGAAUUAAAAAAAAAAUAAUGCAGUGCAGGAAAAAAAUAAAUUUAUUUCUUGGAUUGCUGCCACCUUGGCAUCACUGUGUGCGCUGUCGCAUCGUUGUUGGUUUCCGUUUUUUCUUCGCUUUCCUUGCAAUUCGCAGUCCUAGGUUCGUUGUUAGUUGCUGUAGGCGCGCCUUGUUGUGCAUUAAUUGCAGUUCCUGGAUGGUUUGAUGGUGCAACAGGAGUACUGCGCUCACUAGUUUCCGUUGUUGGGCGGUUGUCCUUGUUUUUGUUUGAAGAUGUCCUUUUCGCAGUUUCAGUGCAUGGUUUGCCGUAGUGUGCAGGUUGUUCACAAAACUGACAUGUAACCAGUUGAUUUUCAUACGUAAUCAGCGUUUUACACGGAUGUACCCCGUCUUGAUCACAAAUGAUGUAAGAUGGAAUUGUUUUACGUAGUUGCAUACGUACCACUCGCACGCCAUUCCGGAUACCGGGGAAAAAAUUUCGCCAUACUUCCCUUUCGAUGGAAAGAACUUCACCGUACUGCGACAUACUUUCCCGAACAAACUGAUCGCUGGUCUGCGGGGGAAGGUCAUGCACGCGUACUUCUAUGGCAUUAUCCACCAAGUACACAGGGAUUUUAUAUUUAACAUUAUCAUGUGCACCCCGUUAUUAACCGAAGGAAAUGCAAUUGCAUCUCUUUCACGUUUGAACAUAAUGUACACCAAGGAUGGCUUUUAUCGUAUCAAAGAACGCUCACUGGCAACUCUUCAACGAUUGAAUCAGUGCCAUCAAAGAGAGAAGGAUAUCAUCGCAACAACAAAAACCCGGCAUGGCUCAUUUAACAUAGAAUCGACACCAGUGCGAGAGCGAAUUUCUCUCGACGACAUUUCUGAGAAUCAAAGGCUAGCACGCUGCUGUGGGGAUCCUCUCUGAAGCAACAAUCGGUCGCUUAUUCUCGUUUCGCGAUCCGAUUCCAUACAGGCAGUUGAUAAUUGCGAUAGAAUCAUUUCACUAUUGCCGCUUAUUCUAACUAUGUGCAUAUAACCUUUGCAUAAGUUGUGUCUAUGAAAAUGUCUGUGAAUGCUCCACACAAGGGUUUUGAAAUAUUGCAACCUAGUAUGAGAAUCAUCAAGUUGAAUCAUUGAUUCGAUUUUCUGCGAUAAUUGUCAACUAGUGAUUCUCUCUUGGUAAAUUCCUCACAGCACCAAUGAUUAUCAGACUGUAAUUUUUUUAAGUGCUGUGAAAUACUCAGAGUAUGAAGUGGAGCGAAGAAAUGUAGAAAAAUUCUCUCACGGUUCAUGAAUUUAGAGACUCGAGUUCUUGUAGCAUCUUCUACCGGAUUGGAAAUGUUGUAUACAAUAUAGAUAGCAAUAUAGCAGCUUCUGUCAAAUUUUCGGCAAUCACCAACACUGAAGUACACACAGUUAGACGCCUUGUUGAAUUGAAUCUCACUUACAUCAUUAACGUUUAGAUGCAUUCGUUUCUUAAGCACGAUUUUAAUUUCGGUUGCUGCUGGUCUAACUUUGCAGCGCUUUAAAUCAAUACAAAUGAAUUUGGUCUUGUAGGCCAAGUUUCAGACUUUGUUAAAUCGUAUUUGCCCAUUUCGUACACUCUAUUGUUCACUACACUGUAUUGUCUUUGUUUCUAUCGUCUCGACCGUAAACGAUUUGCGACUGUGUCGGAUGAGAUGCGAGUACGAACUGAAAAUCUACGAGUUGUUUGCCAACAAAUCUGGUCUUUUUCGGUGAAUUGCUUCACGCAAACGUCUCACAACGCUCAAAUAAUACUCCUUGUUGACGGUCUGGCCUUGUUGAAGGAAUUCAUGGUACACAACACCCUUGUAAUCGCCUAGCGCUUCACUCAUCAUCAUUCACAGACUCACGGCCCAUCUCUGAAACGUUCGUGCCACUGAUAAACGACUGCUUUCUUCAGUGUAUCGUUGCCGAAACACUUUCCUACCGUUUGAAACCGUUUUUAAUGCAAACUCGUUGCAAAUUCAAUUCCAUUUUGAAAAUUAUACAAAAUCGGGGACACGCACAAUCGCAGAUGUCAAAAUGUGUUCAAAAUGAAAAUCGAAGUACAACGAAAAAAAUACAGACUGUACUCGAAAAACAUGCAACAGACAAAACGGAUCACCAGAAAAUCUUUUUAAAUCAGUUAUUUUGGAACCUCUGAAAGAAUAAAUAAACACAUAUUAGCUAUGUUUUUGCAACGUUGGUUUGUUCAACCUCCUCUCCUGAGAUGAAUUUCCGCACUACUGAUCCGAUCAGCGUCAUCUUUCUUACACGCUUUCAUCAACUCUUUCUUCAAAUCCUUGUCGUUUUUGAAAACCAUGCCUAUUCUCCGAAACUGUCCCUUUACAAUCGCUCAGACUGUUAAGCAACAUUGACUUUGUAUCACUUCAUCGCUGAUUUCGAUGCCAAAUCUCGCCAAAAGAGAAUGUCACCUUCGUGGGUCCGAAGGAAGGGCAGCGGACGCUUCUGAAGGUAUUCCUCUCAAUAUACUACAUGGAAUGAGACGUCCCGAGGCUUUUUAUUCUUCAGUAUAAACUUCUUCUUGAGUGAUACAACUUCACCCAUUGGUCCUCCAACAUUUUGAUGCGCUUUGAAAUAAAAAAGAUUUGACAAGGCCUUCAAAAUAGACUUCCGUUUCUGCAAUGAACUCAGCAUUCGACGAAAAUUUCUUUCUCUGGAGAAACCAUUUCAGAUAUGGAAAUAAAGACUGUUCCAGAAAGUAUGGACGCACUUUGAAUUCGCUGUAAAAAAUUUACAAGUGUUAGAUAUUCAAAUUUUAUUCGAUAUACUGACUAGACUACAACAACAGAUUAUUCUCAACAUUUGAUAUAGACUACAACAACAGAUUAUUCUCAACAUUUGCUACUUAGCGAUUGUAGACUAGCUGGCGCACCUUCUUGCGAACGUUCCUCAUUAAAUUCCGUACAAACUUCUUGGCGACAAGUUUUGACACUUUUUUCCAAUCUUUUUCGAACUGUUGAAUGGUUUCGGCUGCCGAGACAUGUUUCCUAAGAUGUGCCUUCGUUAAAGCCCAAAAUUGCUCAAUUGGUCGAAGUUGUGGGCAAUUUGGUGGUUUCAUGUCUUUUGGAACGAAAGUGACAUUUUUGGUAGUAUACCAUUCUACCGUUGAUUUCGAGUAGUGGCAAGAAGCAAGAUCUGGCCAGAAGACAACAGGACCCUUGUGGCAUCGAAUCAUGGGUAGAAGUCGUUUUUGUAAACAUUCCCUGAUGUAUAUUUAGCUGUUCAUUGAAGCAGUGGUGAUGAAGGGUUUCGAAAUCUUACCGCAGCUACAAAUUGCUUGCCAGACCAUAACUUUCUUACCAAAUUUUUCGACUUCGAUCGAUUUCUCGGACUGGUUUAACACUUUCCCUUCUCGCACCGUAUAAUAUUGUGGUCCCGGCAAGGAUUUGUAAUCGAGUUUCACGUAGGUUUCGUCGUCCAUGCUUUCGAACUCUCGGCCUGAUCGAUGCUUCUUGUUUCGGACUACGUUUUGGUUGUUUCUGCUUCUGAUAGGUUCGAAGAUUCAAACGUUCUUUAGCACGAAGAACAUUUGACUUCGAAGUAUUCGCUUUUUUGGCCACAUCCCGAACUGAAACCUUCUUCUUUUGCUCGAACGCCUUCAGUAUACGAGGUCUGUUCAAAAAGUUCCCGGAAUUUUUUAAUUGCGCGCGUCUGGAGAGUCCGGUGGUCAAAAUUUUUUUUUAUUGUGUUGGUACAUAUGUCCCUAAUGUAUGGUGAAAUUUUCAGCUGUAUUCAUUGUUUACAUUCUGCCUUGUAGCGGCUGGUGUAGACGUGUUUUUUUUGAGCUCGGCGAUUUUUGUUAGUUUAAACAAUGGAAGAAUUGAAGAAUUUGUAUUAAAUUUUGGUGAAAAAUGAAAUAAAGUGUAACCAAGUGUGCGAAAUGUUACAGAGAGCCUACGGUGAGUCUGCUAUGAAAAAAACAAGUGUUUACGAGUGGUAUAAGCGUUUCCAAGAUGGCCGCGAAGACGUUGAAGACGACGAAGGCUCCGGUCGACCCAGCACGUCAAUAAUCGAUGAAAAUGUGGGAAAAGUGGAAAAAAUGAUUAUGGAUGAUCGCCGAAUCACUAUUAGAGAAGUUGCUGAUGAAGUUGGCAUAUCAGUUGGCUCAUGCCAUCAUAUUUUUUCAAAUGUUUUGGGCAUGAAACGAGUGGCAGCAAAAUUCGUUCCAAAACUGCUGAAUUUUGAUCAAAAAAACAAACGCAUUACCAUCGCUCAGGAGCUGUUAAACGACGUCAACGACGAUCCAAAUUUACUUGAAAGGGUCAUAACUGAUGAUGAAACAUGGGUGUACGGUUAUGAUGUCGAAACAAAAGCACAAUCGUCCACGUGGAAGCACCCAACGUCACCAAGACAAAAAUCGCCGAGCUCAACAAAACACGUCUACACCAGCCGCUACAAGACAGAAUGUAAACAAUGAAUACAGCUGAAAAUUUCACCAUACAUUAGGGACAUAUGUUCCAACACAAUAAAAAUAAAAAUUGACCACCGGACUCUCCAGACGCGCGCAAUUAAAAAAUUCCGGGGACUUUUUGAACAGACUUCGUACGUUUAUCCAGCUGAGGGUUAGUAGGACCUUUUUUUCGACCCGUUUUCGGUUUAUCCUCAAAGGCGUUAUCCUCACCGAACUUCCUGAUUGCAUUUCGCACGGCUUUUUCACUUACUCCUUCCAUUUUUGCUAUCCUUCUCAGUGACAGUCCGCAUUCUCUACACCAUUUGUGCACAAUUUUUCGACGUUGUUCUGCUGAAAGUCCACGCAUUUCGAAACAAACUAAUGAAAACGAAUAAACAACUGCAGAACUGGUAAGAGAAGAGUGCAAACAACAGGACGCAGCCAUAAAAAUAGACGGAUUCUGAACCAUUGCGAAAUGGCAGCGGUUUUUGGUUGCGUCCAUACUUUCUGGGACAGUCUUUAGGUAAUAGUCGUUGGGGGUCAGGUCUGGAGAAUACGAGGGAUGGUGGGCCAAUCCGUACCGCAAAUCAUUCAAUUUUACCGUUGCUUUUAUGCAUGAAUGCGCCGGUGCAUCUUUUCCCAUAGCUUGAUUAAAACUAGAACUCGUCUGACACGAUCAGCUGUUAUUUAAACAAAAGUGGAUAGAUUGUCAUGAAAUUUGGUAUUGGGUCAGUCUAGAGGCUUGUUCUCAACCAAAAUAUACACGGUUCGCAACUAUUCACGUCUUUUCUGUGAAAGGCCCGGGACUUUUCAUUUCAUGUAGUAUUUGAACGUGGAUGGUGCCGGUCGUUAUGUAGUAUGGCUUGCUGAAUUUACCGCACCCAUAGAUCGCUUGCCACAUCAAGUACUUUUUUUAAAAACUGUGUCGACUAUUUUUUUCCAAAACUCGAAAAACGGCUGUCUCAGUCUUAUAAUACAAACGAACGUUGUUUACUGUCCGACGUUUCGGCCUCUGGUGUAGGCCUUUUUCAAGGAAAACUGGAAAAUUUUGUAUGGUGUUACAUUGACAAAAACAAAAACAUUGACAAAAACAAAUAAUACAAUGUAAAAACUUACUAAAGUCUAUCGUUUAUAGUCAAAAUGUCGAUUUCUGACGCUACGUUGUCUGGUCAAUUUUAGAACAUGCUUUAAGAUCAUUUAAGGUCAUUUACAUAAAUUCUGCAUCAAAAAUUAUGAAUUUUGAAUCGAAAAUUAUUUGAAUUUUUCAAAACUUCUCCGGAACAUCCUGGCGGUCCUAUCCGGUGAAAAACUUCAGGCCGAGGAUCAUCAAACAGUACAAAAAUAAGGUUAAAAUCUUGACAGAAUAAACUUGGAUUUAAACAAAUUUGCUGUUAGUUCAAUCCAAGAUGCAUUUUUUAUUCAUUAUUAGUCAUCUUAAAACUAAUUACAGUUACCUUAUUAGGCUGCAUGAAGAAAAUACGAAUUUUUAAGUUUACCCCAGCCAUUGGGGUCUGUGUAGACUUCUUUGCAACCGAUUUGGCUGCUUUUGUUCAAGGUUUUCGAUUUUUUUUUCUAUAGUUGUAGUUGUUGUUGUUUAUAUUGAAUUCUCUCUUCAUGAGAGCCCAAUAUCGCUCGAUAGGAAUAAAUGGAUAUGCCUUUUUCGGUACAACUUUUGCUCCAUUCGCUGUAUAACAUUCCGAAACAUCUUUGGCACAAGAUGCCAAAUCACGCCAGAGUAGCGAGGGAGCGACAUGGUUGCGUAGGAAUGGUAACAAUCGCUUCUUCAUGGUAUUCUUCCCGAUAUAUUUUCUUUUUUUACCGUUCCGAUAGUCAGGAAGCUUUGGCUUACCCAACCACAGUUGCAUAUUACCUGCCAAAUCAAAUAUUUUCUUAGGAAACGGCUUUUUUUUAUGGUUCGGUACAGAUUUUACCUUGAACGACUACAUAUCUUGCCCGGUGCUUGAAAGUAUGCACGAAUGUUGGAGACAUUUCUAUUUUUCCACAGUCACAGUACGCACCGAUAGAUCUGGUCUCUUCUGCAAUAUUGGCUUCACCUUCGCGACCUUCUGGUGGUUCAUGAGAUCCGUUUUUGUUCCGCCCGGUUGUUGGCAAACGUGUAUCGAAAGAUUUCAGAACGUUAUGGACAGUGCUUGCAGGCAAACACAGCUUUUCUGCAAUUUUUCGCACCGACAGAUCCGGAUUUUCAUUGCGACUGCACACAAUUGCACACAAGCUUGUAGUAUCAUCAAAAAUGGGUUUUAUACAAUGAACAGACAUACGUUCGUCAGUCUGCAAAAUAUUUCACUCGUCGAUGAAGCUCUUCCAGAGAUUUUGUCUGGAACAAUUCUUACCUUUUCGAUGAGAAAAUUGAUUUUUCAAAUGUCGCCGAAAACAAUCUAGCAAACCGUUUAAGGGGUAAAGCUUUUCAAUAAUUUUCAAGGAACUUUUGCUUAGGUCUUUGUCAAAAGUUAGAAAGAGUUAGAGUUAAAAUGGCAAACUGAUGAUGCAAAUUAUCCUGCUCAAUGUUUUUUUGUCACCAGAUUCUAAUCACGAAAAUGCUCUAACAAAGAAGAGAUGUGGCGUUUUUUGUUCGACUGAAAACCGUUUUAGUCGCAGUAAAAUAGGUGAAGGAUGGAUUUACUGUUCGAAAGCAUAAGGUUGUUCAUUGCAGCCCCAAACUUUGAACGGUUCUGUCGUUAGACACAUUUCUGAUUGAACCUUCAGUCGCAUGUAUGUCUUCGUCAUCAUCGCAAAUGAAACGUGUUUGGGUAUAACUUUCAUCGUUUUGUACACUGCAAUCGUAUUUUCGAUUGCCAAUGAAUCGAUUGAUGGAGAGUUGAACCUUUGGUUUAGAGCCUACGACACUGCAAAGAAACAAGUCAUCAUUUCAACGUCUGCUUAGUUGCCAAUUCCUGCUGCUGUCGCCACUUGUUUGCAAAGCCAAUCUAAUUGGAAGACUUUUUCAAUCGAAAGUAUCAUUUUUCACUGAUAGUAGGCGUUGCUUUGCCGAGACUUGGAACCGGAAUAGUGACCUCUCGCGACGGCCAACGGAUCGAAAACUGAGCAAACAGUAAUGCGAUUUGUGAUAAACCGACAAAGUACGAAAUUGUAGCUGGUGGGAAUCUCCCGCCAGUAAAAAAUAUUUUUAGGAUAAGAUAGGCUUUAAAUCGGACCUUUUUUUAUUUAGGAAAAAAAACUAGCAGGUCAUAGGUUUCAGCGCGGAGCCAAAAACAUUCGCAAAACGAAUAUCCCAGUGUACUUGUUUUGUUUUGUCCAAUUCUGACUCCCAGCAAAAUAACGAUAGUUUGACACUAAUAGUUAGAAGCUUUUACCGGUGCCCACGUUUAGGGUCAAUAGCUGAAUAGCUACUCGAUGGUCGGUCAUUUCAUUUCACCCCAGUAUACCUAACAAUAGCAACCGUAGAUUACUUCCACUGGAGGAGGAUGCAGUUCCUUCCGUGCGAGUCGGCCUGGCAGCAGGCAAAAAUACAAGAUAAGCAUACAAACAUACAAUAAAUAUAGGAACAAUCAAAUAGUUGGUAUAAAUUUAGCCAUCGUCAAAUAUUUGGCACUUGAUAUCUGCUUCUGUUGUAUCACUGCUGAGCGUGACGAUUGUUGUAAUCCAAAACAAAAUUUAGAAAUAAAAUGCAUAACAGAUGUCUGCAAAAAGCAGAUCGGAAUAAAAACAAUCAAAAUUUGGUCACACAUUCGAUGUGCUCUAGGAAUAGAUUUGCAUUGAUAGAGGGAAGAAUAAAAUUUUUCCGUAAAAUUACACGUAUAUACUCUAGGACUAUAGGUUUUCUUUUAUUCUUUUGGUUUUCGGCGAAUCCUCCUUUCAAACGAGUAACGAUCCAACGCGUUAGUAGUAGAUAAUCAUUUACCAACCUACCGCAAAAAUGGAAUCCAGCAAACUAACAAAAACUCAAAAUAGCUGUCAGUUUAUUGGAUGUUUAAACGUAGAAAUUGACAACACGAAUGGCAUAUAAUUGUACUGAACUGGAUUAUUACACAAAAUGAUAGCAAAGCUAACUCAUUUAAUGGAUUAAAAAAAGAACGAAACAUUUAUUGUCCGAUCAAGAGACGAAUUUCAGCGCGUACAUUUGAGAAUGGAAAAUAAAAAGUACAAAUAAAUGUUAAGUAAACUCUUAAACAACAGGUUGUUUCACUUUCCCCGGGGCUGUUAAUGGAGCAAGUUUUGAACUCAAUUGUUUGAUGACAGUUCUCACGUCUCUUUUUUUCCAAUAAAAUAACUGUUUUCCCUUCCCGCCAGCGUCCCGAAACGAUCACAAAUGCAAAGCUUAUUUUCAUUGAAUCAAUCGCACUAACAUCUGAAUUCUAACUUUUCUACUAUUUCUUCCUUCGACAUGCUUCCUUUACUAAUCUACUAACACACACAAAUCACACGCAAACUCGGAACCUGGAUCAAC